AUGCUGCAUUCCAUCUCAAUAGGCGGCGGUGGGCGAGACAACAACCUCCCUCUCUACAAAGGCCUACCCCAAACCGCCCACCACACUCAUACCCAUGGCCCCGCCUCCUACCUCUCCUCCUCGACAACCUUUGACAAGCACCGUAAACUCUCCCUCCUAACCCAGGCCAAACGCUACAUCCGCGCCAUCUCCACCGACGAAGCCACCCGCAAAGUCUUCUUCUUUCUCCUCCUCAACAUCUCCUUCACGGGCGUCGAGUUCCUCUAUGGGUGGUGGACCGGCUCACUCGGUCUCACCGCCGACGCCAUCCACAUGCUGUUCGACUCCACCGCCAUCAUCUUCUCCCUCGUUGCCUCCGUCAUCGCCAAAUGGGACUCCAACGAGCGCUUCACGUACGGCUAUGGCCGCGUGGAAACGCUGACGGGAUUCGUAAACGCCCUCGCCUUGCUGUUUGCGAGCUGGAAUAUCAUCUGGGAGGCCGUGGAGAAGCUGUUUGCCCCGCAACCGAUUGAGAAGACGGGGGAGUUGUUGGUGGUUUCUGUGCUGGGAUUUCUGGUGAAUUUGGUGGGCAUUUUUGCGUUUGAUCAUGGAGGGAUGGGACAUGAUCAUGGACAUGGGCAUGGACAUGGGCAUGGCGGGCAUGAUCAUCAUGACCACGACCAUGGACAUGGACAUGGACAUUCGCAUGAUCAUUCCCAUGGGCAUUCUCACGGCAUGUUCCUCCACGUCCUAUCCGACACCCUCGGCUCCGUCGGCGUCAUCAUCUCCUCCAUCCUCAUCCAGCUCUACGGCUGGCAAUGGACAGACCCCCUCUGCUCCCUCUUCAUCGCCCUCCUAACCAUCGCCUCCCUCUGGCCGCUCCUAAAAUCCUCCACAUACACCCUACUGCAGAGGGUUCCCAUCGCUCUCGAACGGGAGUUACCCGAAGCCUAUCGGAAGAUCGCAUCCCUCGAAAAGGUAACAGGCUACUCAACCCCCCAUUUCUGGGAAAUCUCCCCCGGCACAAACGUCGGGACCAUCAAAGUGCAGACCCGUGAUGUGGCGGAUGUCGAGGGGUUGCGGAUGCGCAUUGGCGGGAUUUUGAGGGAUGUUGGCGUGCGGGAUGUGUUGGUGCAGAUGGAGGUUGGGGUGGGGAAUGUGGGGAUGGGGGCGGUGGGGGGUGGAGGGGGGUUUGCUCCGUCGCAUGGGCACGACCAUGCGCAUUCGCAUGACCAUGGACAUGAUCAUUCGCAUCAUGAUCACUCGCACGGUCACCACCACGACCACUCGCAUGGCGGCCACUCCCAUGAUCACUCGCACCACCACGCCCCAGCACCACCACUGUCACCACCACACCAAUAUCCACAACACCCGCAACAGCACAACACGCAUACGCACCCGCACGUGCAUAUUGCGCCGCCGUUUGCGUCGCGGGGGGUGAAUACUGGGCAUGCGCAUGGGCAUUCGCAUUCGAGCGUCCAAGGGGCGCAAUUGGGUUCGAUGACGACAGGAGGGGUCGCGGGUGGGGGGUUGGUUAAUGGGUAUCGGGGGUGA
Messenger RNA from Fimicolochytrium jonesii, 1533 nucleotides. RefSeq names its product cation efflux family-domain-containing protein. The record is from RefSeq and is a predicted model, not a curated record. The transcript is spliced from 4 exons. Gene Ontology annotation, cellular component: Golgi apparatus; membrane. Gene Ontology annotation, molecular function: zinc ion transmembrane transporter activity. The coding region runs from base 1 to 1533 and encodes 510 amino acids. Gene Ontology annotation, biological process: intracellular zinc ion homeostasis; zinc ion transport; transmembrane transport. Lineage: Eukaryota; Fungi; Chytridiomycota; Chytridiomycetes; Spizellomycetales; Powellomycetaceae.